GGCGACGACAGCUUCGGCGAAGUCAGUGGUCAUUCUCUCGCUACUCCCUCACUCCCUUCAAAGCCCUCUUCCCCUCGAUACGCUUUUGCUUGCUGCCCCUCCGCACACUAUGUCCACCACCCAGUACACCCCGCGGGAAUACCCCAAUGCGAAGCCCAACAGGACCUGUCAGCCGCCGCAGACGCGGUCGAGGAUCUCUAUGAUGCUCUGGAGGUGGAAAAUAUGGGUGGAGGGGACGCUCAUCUUUUCUAUGCUGGAGCCUUGGGAGAAGAUUCUCAUUACCUCGAUCUUCCUCGUCCUCUUCAGCCUCAUCUUCACCGCCAUCUUCAAGUACCUCCCGCAACACGUCCUCGUCAUGCACCGGCGCGCUGUGUACUACAUCUGGGGCGAGGGCAACGCGGAGGGCAAUGCCUUCAAGGAGUGGUCGGGCGCGGCGAGCACUGCCGCGUUCGGGUCGCAUAUCGCGACGGAGCUAUGAGAUGGCGCGGACGCGCGAGUGGAGUGAGAUGGUGCCAACGGAGUGAGAAGGUGCCGGCGGAGGGACAGAGGAUCUAGAGAGGUGUGGGGAAUGGAGGCUGCUUUGGCGUGUCAUAGAUUGGAUUUCAUCAUGUGCUCUAGUGUAUAGUUCGCGGUCUUAAUCUCAUCUAUGUGACCGACUCC
Molecule: messenger RNA, 660 nt
Organism: Schizophyllum commune H4-8
Lineage: Eukaryota; Fungi; Basidiomycota; Agaricomycetes; Agaricales; Schizophyllaceae
Exons: 3
Coding region: 110-478 (122 amino acids)
Source: RefSeq, a predicted model, not a curated record